Messenger RNA from Filobasidium floriforme, 1211 nucleotides. RefSeq lists its product as uncharacterized. The coding region runs from base 60 to 1121 and encodes 353 amino acids. Lineage: Eukaryota; Fungi; Basidiomycota; Tremellomycetes; Filobasidiales; Filobasidiaceae. The transcript has 7 exons. The record is from RefSeq and is a predicted model, not a curated record. Gene Ontology annotation, biological process: mitotic spindle elongation; vesicle-mediated transport. Gene Ontology annotation, cellular component: Golgi membrane.
GCAACAUCUUCUCCCCGGAUGACCUGCUCAUAGGCUCACGUCGACGCUCACAGAGAAACAUGUCGCGGACACACUCUUUCCAACAGAUCCCUACUGACCCGGACGCCAACACGCUCUCCGGUCGACGCCGCAGUCGAAGAGACUGGGGUGGGAUCCUGAACGUUGUGUUGAAUCCCGCCCUGAACGCUCUGGAGACGGUAUGGAAACGGUAUCAGAGGACGAGUAGGAGACAGAAGGCUUGUCGCAGGACUUUUGUUGCUAUCAACCUGGCCAUCCUCCUCGCCAUCUACAUCGUCACGCCAACGAGGAUCUUGCAGUCCUUGCAAAACCUCUCGGGAUGGUUACGAGAUCAAGGGUCGUUUGGCGCGUUCCUCUUGUUCAUGGCCACCGUCUUGUCCUCCCACCCGCCGUUGUUCGGGUUCGCGUCGUCCCUGACCCUCAUCGGAUUUACGUUCGGGAUGUGGCCCGGAGCUUUUAUUGGUGUCAUAGGGAGCAUGUGUGGGUCUGGGUUGGCCUUCUGGAGCGUUAGAACAUUCUUUUUGCAGUGGAUGAAACGGUUUGGAGCGGGCAAGUCGGACAAGUGGGAAGCGUUCUCACAUGUCAUCAAAGCAAAGGGGACGAUCCUGGUCAUCAUGAUUCGAUGGUGUCCCUUGCCUUGGGCGUUGAGUAACGGGAUGUUUGCCUCCAUCGAAACCGUCUCCUUUCCCUCAUUCAUGCUCGCCAAUCUCCUCCUCCAGCCGAGGCUGAUGAUCCCGAUCUUUAUCGGCUCACGUCUGGAAUCGCUCACCGAGUCGGGUCCUGCCGACCCGGUAGGCAGGUGGAUCAACUUGGGAGCCAUCUUGCUCGGGGUUAGCAUCAGCGCGGGUACGGGCUGGUUCAUCUACCGCGCGACACUGCAGCAGAUGGAACAAUUACGAGCCUCUGGCGACCUGACCGAUCGAGAGGCUGACGACGCCGAGGAUAUCCUGGAGAGGAACGCCUUGCUCGCCGAUUUUUCCGGCAGCGAUAGCGAUGCUGACGAGCUUCGUCUAGGUGGAGUUCUCGAGAACGGUCAUGGCCAUGGGCCAAACGUGGGCCGAUCGAGUGUUCGGUCGGGGCAUAUUAGACAAGAGAGCGUAUAGACAAAACAAGCUUGUAGUGUCGUAAGUAUAGGCGUUGCACAUCAAUAUAUCCUUGGGAGAGCGUUAGGCGACAGGUGCAAUGACCUGGAA